GUAGACCCGAAGCGGUGCUGUACGGGAAACGUCAGUUAAUGAGGAAACACUAUUCGAGAGAGGAGCAGACUUCUACUAAAGUCCUGUCAACUAUACGAAGAACUAUUUGCAGCCAUUAGAUAGCAAUGGACGGACUCUGACGGCUGAAGCUACAAGCUGUUUUAAAAAGCUACUUCAUCCUCAGUAGCAGCAACUGAUGUGAACACAAUGGCAGAAGGGGAGCGCUUUGUGAAAAAACACCAAGUCAAUCUGAUCAAGAGAGUGAGCAACAUUGCACCCAUUUUGGAUGAUCUCCUCCACGAAAACAUCAUCCAACGAGAUAGUUAUGAUGAAAUCAAGACUCUGCCUACCUCUCAGGAGAAGAUGACGGCGCUCUUUAGUGGGCCUUUGGAAUCCAGCGGAGGUCAAGGAAAAGCGAUGUUCUACAGAUUCCUGAAUGAACAUGAGCCAUAUCUAAUUGAUGAGCUCAGGAGAACGGAAGUGCCAGUGGAAACAAUGAUGACUGCUGAAGAGCUGCUUUUGGAAACUCUCUAUGAUUUGAGCUCCGAGGAGUUAAAGAAAUUCAGGUGGUUGCUGCAGUUCAACUUCCUCCACUGGGGCCUUCCACGAAUCUCAUGGAGACGACUGUAUUGGGCACACUGGGCAAACCAACUGGUGGAUGUGUUGGUGGAGAUAUGGAAUCAACAGUCUGUGGAGGUGACCAAGGAGGUUUUCAUGGACAUGAACAGGACUGAUCUGGUGCAGAGGCUGUCGAAGACCAGCUCAGGACCAAAAGAGAAACACACUGUGGGUGAACAUUGGCCUGGACUGAUCCAGAAAGUGGAAACGAUGGCGUCUGUUAUAGAGCUGCUUUUGGAAACGCUGGCUGGUUUGAGUGACGAGGAGCUCAAGAUGUUCAAGGAUGUCUUCUGGAGUGAAAUUGACGAUCAUAGACAUUCCUCAGACAUCGAAUUGAUGCAGUUAGAUGUAACAGACAAUCAGGACAUGGUGUUUUUAAUGGUGCUGAGCUACGGCCAACAGUCUGUGAAGAAGACCAUGGAGGUUGUAAAGAAGAUGAACCGGACUGAUCUGGUGCAGAGGUUGUCACACAGCAGCUCAGGACCCAAAAAGAAACUCUCCGAUGACCACAGAUCUGCACUGAUCCAGAGAGUAGCAACAAAAGUAGCUGUUAAACAGCUGCUUUUGGAAACCUUGAAUGAUUUAGAUCAUUCGGAGUUAAAGAAAUUCCAGGAGUUCCUGCAGUUGAUCGUCUCACAGAAGAACCUCCCAGACAUCUCAUACAUGUUGAGACGAACAGCAGACAGUGAAGAAACAGUGGAUCUGAUGAUGCAGCUCUACGCCCAUCAGUCUGUGGAUUUAACCAGGGAGGUUGUUGAGAAGAUGAACAGAACUGAUCUAAUGUGGAGGAAUUCAAGGAUCAGCGUAGCACUCAAAGGUUUUAUUCCCCUGAAACAUUUGAAAUGGCUUUCCCCCUCAAAAGAACACUCUGUGGAUGAACAUCAACCUUCACUGUCAGAGAGCGUGAGUCUGACUUUACACAUUACAGCUUUCAUUUAAUAGAUGCAGAUUGAAAACCAUCCUGUUACCAACAUUAUGAUCAUUUAUAAUGUUUGUAUCAUCAUUUAUAAUGUUACAAAUAUUAUAAAACAAAGUUUCUUUGAGCCACUGUAACAGAAACCAGAUGUUGUGUUAGAUCAGAUGGUAGUAAUCAGUUUACUGGAGUUAAAGGGUUGAAGGAUGAAGGGAAUCAUCUU
This is a messenger RNA of Anarrhichthys ocellatus (wolf-eel), 1754 nucleotides long. RefSeq lists its product as uncharacterized. NCBI's taxonomy places the organism in Eukaryota, Metazoa, Chordata, Actinopteri, Perciformes, Anarhichadidae. The record is from RefSeq and is a predicted model, not a curated record. The transcript is spliced from 9 exons. Gene Ontology annotation, biological process: innate immune response; inflammatory response; regulation of apoptotic process. The coding region runs from base 208 to 1557 and encodes 449 amino acids.